Messenger RNA from Toxotes jaculatrix (banded archerfish), 2978 nucleotides. It is a transcript of the gene lyn, whose product is annotated as LYN proto-oncogene, Src family tyrosine kinase. The record is from RefSeq and is a predicted model, not a curated record. Gene Ontology annotation, cellular component: extrinsic component of cytoplasmic side of plasma membrane. Gene Ontology annotation, biological process: cell differentiation; cell surface receptor protein tyrosine kinase signaling pathway; innate immune response. Gene Ontology annotation, molecular function: ATP binding; signaling receptor binding; non-membrane spanning protein tyrosine kinase activity. The coding region runs from base 228 to 1763 and encodes 511 amino acids. The transcript has 14 exons. Lineage: Eukaryota; Metazoa; Chordata; Actinopteri; Toxotidae.
GUCCAUGUCGACUGGCUGACCCACUUGUCAAGCCAAACACCACCAGCCUGACAGUCAGUCAGUCUAUAACUCAGUCUGAUGAAAAACUCAGAGAGGACGUCUGAGGACUAAAAGACUUCCAAAAACUCUGGAUUAACCAUUUCUUUAAGCAGGGUGGGAUACACAGUGAGAGAGUUUGGAAACCUGUAUUUUGAAGGGUUAAGUUCCAUUCAUGGUUUUCAGGCAGGAUGGGCUGUAUGAAGUCCACGCUGAGCGAAGGUCUGAGCGCAGUUGUGGAGGGGAAGAUCAGCCAGCAGACUGUACGUACCGACCAAACGCACUAUGUCAGAGACCCCACCUCCAAUAAAAAAAACAACAUAAAUAACUCCCUGCUACCUGGUCAGGUUUUCCAAAAACUGGAAGAGCAAAGGGGGGUUGGCAAAAUAGUGGUCGGCCUUUACCCGUACGAAGCCAUUCACCCGGAUGACUUAGGGUUCAAGAAAGGGGAAAAGAUGAAAGUCUUAGAGGAACGUGGCGAGUGGUGGAAAGCAAAGUCACUGACAACCAACAAAGAAGGAUUCAUCCCAUCAAAUUACGUCGCUCAGGCUGACACCAUGGAAACAGAGGACUGGUUUUUCAAGGACAUCACAAGAAAGGACGCAGAGAGGCAGCUGCUGGCUCCAGCUAACAAACCAGGCUCUUUUCUUAUCAGGGAAAGUGAAACAUCAAAAGGGAGUUACUCAUUGUCCAUCAGAGACAUUGACGCCCAGAGGAUAGAUUCAGUCAAACACUAUAAGAUAAGGAUGCUGGAUAAUGGCGGCUGCUACAUCUCUCCUAAAAUAUCAUUCCCUGACAUUGGCACUAUGAUCAAACACUACCACAGCAAAGCCGAUGGCCUGUGUCGUAAACUGGACCGUCCAUGCGUAAAACCCAAAGCUCAGAAACCGUGGGAUAAAGAUGCCUGGGAGAUUUCCAAAGAGUCUAUUAAGAUGGUGAAGAAACUGGGAGCAGGGCAGUUUGGAGAAGUCUGGAUGGCUUAUUACAACAACGCGACCAAAGUGGCGGUGAAGACUCUGAAGCCAGGCACCAUGACACCUGAGGCCUUCAUGGAAGAAGCCAACGUCAUGAAGACGCUGCAGCACGACAGGCUGGUGCGGCUCUACGCUGUCGUCACCAAGACAGAACCCAUCUACAUCAUCACGGAGUUUAUGGCAAACGGCAGCCUGCUGGACUUCCUAAAGAGUGAUGACGGGUGCAAGCUGCAACUACCCAAACUCAUCGAUUUCUCAGCACAGAUAGCAGAGGGGAUGGCAUACAUAGAGAAGAAGAACUAUAUCCACAGAGACCUGAGAGCAGCUAAUGUCCUGGUGUCAGAGAGCCUGCUCUGUAAAAUAGCUGACUUUGGACUGGCAAGAGUCAUAGAGGAUGAUGAGUACAGUGCCAGAGAAGGGGCUAAAUUCCCCAUUAAGUGGACUGCUCCGGAGGCCAUUAACUACGGCUCUUUCACCAUCAAGUCAGACAUGUGGUCCUUCGGAGUUCUACUCUACGAGAUUAUCACCUACGGGAAAAUCCCCUACCCAGGUAUGACUAAAGGAGAGGUGAUGUCCUCGGUGCAGCGUGGCUACAGGAUGCCCCAGCCUGACAACUGUCCUGCUGAGCUCUACGACAUCAUGACGUCCUGCUGGAAAAACAAACCUGAGGACAGGCCCACCUUUGAUUACAUGCAGAGCGUCCUGGAUGACUUCUACACUGCCACAGAGGGACAGUACCAGCAGCAACCAUAGACAGAGAUAAAGACAGGGAGACACUUCCAGAAAGACUUUAAUAUAUAAAUCCAUGUUAUGUCUGGAGCUACUUUAGUUGUGUGUCUUUAUUUCUUUGUAUAUAUGGCACAUUCUGUAUACAUUUCUAGACUGUGAUCAUUACGGUUUACACAAAAGUCUUGUGCCUAGACAUUUAAAUGUUUUGGACCAAGCAGACUGUUUGAUUUCAAUAUAUAUUUGUGUACAGAACUGAACAAAUGGCAGGCAUUAUACAAAGAGUUUGCAAAGGUGGGAUAGAAUAUAGGAGGCUUAGUGUCUUGACUGAUUCCUGGUCUAUGUAAAUAAUGUAAUAUUGGGAAAAAGGCGGUGUACAGGAAUAACUUACGUUGACUUACAUUGACAUUACGUUAAAAUAACUUACAGGUAAAACUAUAAAUAAACUGUAAUCUGUAAAUACCAAUGCACAGUUCUGCAGACUUGAUACACGUCUGUUCACCUUUCAUACUAAACAUUUCACUAUUUCACUAUUUGACUUCAAAAUGAAUUUAAUGCAGAGAAUGUAUCAGUUUAGUGGUGUUUUUUUAGGUAUUCAUAAAACAUAACGUGCAUCUCCAUGGCAGAGAUUAGUGAUAGCCUUUUUCAAGCAGGCACCUUGAAAUUUCUGUCUGGCACAUGUAUGUAAAAACAGAUUUACACAUUGUGGUGUUCCGUAAUAACAUUUCCAUUUGGGUUAUAGGUUAUUGGAGCGAAUGAUGCUCUACAAUGUUAUGACAAUCCAUUUUACAUUUCAUUGUUCAUUGUCUCAUAAAAGCUGCUCUAACCGUGAGACACUGAUCUCCUUGUGGUGUUAACAAAAAUUCAGUUAUUUUAAGUAAAUACUGUUGUAUCUGUUGCUUGCUGUGUCAUUAACCAGUGAGGGGUUGAUCACGUGUGAGUGCACUUCAUAUUGAAGUGUUGUAGCUCUUGCUUGUUUUGUGUGUUUCAGGGCUUAAAUGAGGAAUCUAUUGUCUUUAUCAUUUCAUCAUUUCAAAUAUGUUCUUUUAUAAUCGAAAGUGUCAUCAGGUCAGACUAAGUUGCUCUGGGUGUGCAAAACUAAAAGAAACUUCAGAUUAAAGUGCCAUGUGAAUGAAUGAGCUGUUUGCUGCUUUGACACUUAAUGAUAAUUUGAGCUGUACACUUGUUGCUGUUUGAAUGAGAAUGUGUACGUUUUGCAUGGAGUAAAGAUAUAUGCAGUAA